AAAAUCCUUAAUCAUUAUGCUGAAAUUUGUACUUGCUAUUUGCCUUUUCGGCAUCCUAGCCGAAAGCAUUCAAGGACUCUACCUGCAGAAUUAUCACAGAAGUUUGAGCAUUUGUCCUGAUGAGAGAAACCCUGGAAAAUUAGUUGCACAGGAACAUGUCACUAAAGUAUUGUGGAAUGGUAUCCGUGUUAGAAUUCCAGAAGAAGGUCUUCUGGAGAAUACGAUUAGUUGCGUUUUGGUAACAGACCAGGGUAGCAGCGGUAGCACGCCUGUCAUUACACAAGGAGGAGUUGGCUCAAAUUAUGUGGAAAUUCUAAUUGCUGCAGACCUAAUUUCUGGACUGAAUUACAAUAUCGAAGUUUAUGUGAAUGAACCAACUACCAGUAGUGCUGCCACUACUUUAUCCACCCCGGGCAAAUGAAACAUCAUAGGAUUCCUACGACCAGAAAGAGUUAAGGAUUUAUUUAUUAUAGGAAAAUAAUUUAUACUU
This is a messenger RNA of Phyllotreta striolata, 490 nucleotides long. Lineage: Eukaryota; Metazoa; Arthropoda; Insecta; Coleoptera; Chrysomelidae. The record is from the annotation of a GenBank genome assembly.